AUGUUCGGCUGGCUCAUCGCCGUUUGGGUCCUCGCAAGCGGUGAACUACUAUGCGGCGUGCUAGCGAUCCCGACGAGCGAAAAAGCUCCGAGACCAUCAGCCAACGAAGGAUCCACACGGAAUGUCAAUCGGGCCAUACUUGCGAGCGCACCCAAAUUAUCUGCAUCACGUAAGUACCAACUGUAGGAAGUACCGGUUCGAUUUUUCGUUUUAGCUCAGAGUCGUCCGGUGGGCGGUAUGGAGAGUUCGCAAGGCGUGCACCACCCCUGUUUAUGCCUCCAUCGAAACUGGAAGCUUGCUCUCACGAGCCCCGUGGAGGUCGAAUCUUGAAGACACUUUGCGCCUUCGUAUUACGUUUCACAGUCACAUCACUUUUCAGUGGCGGCUUCUAGAGAAAGCCUAUGUGUGAAUACAGCUAACGCCACAUCGUUCGUAUGCUCUUCAGUCCCCUCUCGGCUGUGGCAGUGCACCCCAGCCAACAUUACCUUCUCCAACUCUGGCAACGUGCGCCCUUUGACCGUCGCAAUAGUACCCCAAGCAAAGCUCCUCCCGGCACUUCGAAAAGCAGGGGCCAAGACGACGUUGAAAUCGAUCGAGGUACUAGCACCGGGAGUGGAGUUCCUGACCAAAAUCCGCAACAAGGACGGCUCGCCUUAUACGUUUACCCCCCAUCACCAGCGAGGCGACACCGUCGAGGUCCGUUCUGGGGAGUGUUGCACGAGCAGAGCAGAAUUCGCGAGACUUACUUUCUCUUGGAUGUCGUUCCCGGUCUGUCAGCUUUUCGCCUUCUUCCCUAAUGGUACCGGCUUCAAUAUGAACUUGGCGCGAACGAUCCAGACGGGAUCCAAAACCUGCCUUACUCCUGUGUGCAAUAGCACCCAGUACCUAGACAAAAAAUGUAAGAGACAAUUCCGAAAAUUCCCAGCUGUCCCGGUCAACGAAAUCUGAUCCGAUUUCCUUCUUAGCCAAUCAAUGUCGAGCCUGCAUUUCCAUCUUCCCCAACUCGACGGCUUGCACAGCCACAGAAGCCAAAUCCUGGCAAGUGCUACGCUCGCUGGGCGAGAUCAAUUUCAACCCUAAAUACUAACCCUUGCACAUGGGUAUCGCAGCUCGUACGGGAUCGUCACCGCUGGAAAAUGCGUUGCCAAAGUGUGUUCAGAAAAGCAGACCCUCAAUACUACGACGGGCCGAGAUUGUGUCUCGGUCUGCGCAAGCGGAUUCGUCCUCAACGGAAAGUGUCAAUCAUGCGCAGAGGGCAUGUAUCCAUCCCCUGAUAGUGCGUACACUCUUUGAAUUCUUUCUUUGCUGGGAACAACCAACUCACUCGCGGAACCCCUUACUCUUCAUCAUCAUCAUUACCCCCCUGCCGACGACUAUCAGGUGACCAAUGUGCUCACUGUCUGGACGGUUUUGCAAGUACGUGUGAUCCCUCGGGGUCGUUGACGUGCAAAAACGGUCAGCCUGUCCAAGAUGGGGGUUGGUGUCGUGACUUCGGGGACUGCAGUGGCUUUCCUCCCCGCUACCUCGCUCCGGGAAGCAGUGAGUAGGGUAGACUUGCUCGCCUUUUCUUGUCCCUAUACUAAACGACUGCGUUCAAAUCAGAUCCUAAGGAUACAGACUGUCUCGCCUGUCCCACGAAUUCAACCUCUUGUAAUAGUCAAGGUCAAGCAACGGGUUGUUCGUAUGGGAUGCUCGACAAUGGCCGCUGCAUCGUCAAAGUCAACUGCCCGAACUCGGCCAUCAACAAUGACGGUGAGCUGGAUUGCACGGGUGCCGCUAAACACCGUAUGAACCAAGACGAUUGAUAUUUUGCAUGCCUAUGGCGUUCUCAGGUACUGCCUGCUGUCAAGACGCCCUGGCACGAUCAUGUGACUCGUCUGGUUCUCUCACAUGUCGAUAUGGGGCCCCUGUGUCGGGCAUAUGUCCCACGCCUGUCGAAUGCGGCGCCUCGGCACCUAGCGGGUAUUCACUCCCCAAUAGUACGUGAAUGUGAACACUGGGCUCCUCAUUUCCACUGAAGAUGCUCAUGGCUCGUCUUCUGCCCUUGGCCGCUGGUCGUUUGGCAGAUGGGACAUGUUACCCUUGCCCUGUCAACGCGACAACAUGCGACAACAACGUUCGAGCGACAGCAUGCACGUACGGUGCAGUGGACGCAAACGGGUUUUGCACUCCUCCAUCAUGCAAUGGUACAGCACUCAACACCCAGGGUGAGUUCUGGCCCAAGAAGAGCCCACGCUCAAUGCGGAUUCCCGUCCUGACGGAGAUAUCCUUUUCACUUGUCAUGUUUGACUGCUACCGGCUUCGACUCGAAACAGGGACGGAUUGCUGUGUCGACCCCUUCGCAACUGCGUGUUACGGUACAAAAUUAUCGAUUUCAUGUGUUCAAGGGUAUGAGCCCGGUGGAAUCAUGAAUGGGACCGUUCUCUGCCAAGGACCAUUUUCAUCUUACUAUGGUAGUAAGUCGAAGCUGAGCUCGGCUCUGAGGCUGAAACCCAAAUAUCCUCCCGCUGACGUUCAAUCAUCCACCUUCCUCAUUAGGUGGGCAAGGAAGAUACACCCUAGGAGGUUCGGACCCUUCCUUCCCGCUCUACAACGCCCAAACGCUCCGAGACUGCGCCAUCGCAGCUUAUCAUCAAAAACCGGGCGAUUCGGUUUUUCUGUGGCAACCGACGCACAAGUACUGUUUCUGGACCUACAAAGCGGGGCUCAACCUCGUACCAAUUCAAAAUACGGACACCAUCCAUGUUGACGGUUUCGAUUUCGGUACGUUCGGAACUUGCGCCGAUACUACGCGCUCGUGGUUUGUAGGGUCACAGCAUGCUGGAGUGGAUGGUUGCCAGGAUGUUUUGAUGCAUUGGUAG
Molecule: messenger RNA, 2861 nt
Organism: Microbotryum saponariae
Lineage: Eukaryota; Fungi; Basidiomycota; Microbotryomycetes; Microbotryales; Microbotryaceae
Source: the annotation of a GenBank genome assembly